This is a messenger RNA of Dipodomys spectabilis (banner-tailed kangaroo rat), 11445 nucleotides long. It is a transcript of the gene Muc5ac, whose product is annotated as mucin 5AC, oligomeric mucus/gel-forming. Gene Ontology annotation, cellular component: extracellular matrix. Gene Ontology annotation, molecular function: protein binding. NCBI's taxonomy places the organism in Eukaryota, Metazoa, Chordata, Mammalia, Rodentia, Heteromyidae. The transcript has 51 exons. The record is from RefSeq and is a predicted model, not a curated record.
AUGCGUGUUGGCCGGGCGAAGCUGGCCCCGCUGUGGGCGCUGGCGCUGGCCCUGGCUUGCUGCCAGCACACAGGCCAGGCCCAGGGUGACGCUCUGAAGUCCGGCUAUCAGCAACACCCAAGCCUCUCCCCGGCUCAGGGGCACGGCGGUGACCCACUCCGAGGCGUGAUGCACCUCUCUCCGCUGAGGCCCCUCCCGGUGGUCCAGGCCCUGAACCCCACACACAACGGGCGGGUGUGCAGCACCUGGGGCGACUUCCACUACAAGACCUUCGACGGCCGCGUCUUCCGCUUCCCUGGCCUCUGCAACUAUGUGUUCUCCGCGCACUGCGGCGCCACCUACGAGGACUUCAACGUGCAGCUGCGCCGCGGCCCGCGCCCCAACACCAGCGCGCUGCAGGUCACCAUGAAGCUCGACGGCCUGGUGGUCCAGCUGGCCAAGAGCUCCGUCCUGGUCAACAGCCGUCCUGUCCAGCUGCCUUUCAGCCAGUCCGGGGUCUUCAUGGAGCUCAGCAGUGGAUACCUGAAGGUGGUGGCCAAGCUGGGCCUGGUCUUCAUGUGGAAUGAGGAUGACAGCCUCCUGCUGGAGCUGGACGGCAAGUAUGCCAACAAGACCUGUGGGCUCUGUGGCGAUUUCAACGGCAGCCCCGUGUCCAGCGAGUUCGUCGUUCACAAUGUCAAGCUGACCCCCCUCGAGUUUGGGAACCUGCAGAAGAUGGAUGGUCCCACAGAGCAGUGCCAAGACCCCGUCCCGGAGCCUCAGAAGAACUGCUCAAACAGCCACGGCAUCUGCGAUGAGAUCUUGAGAAGCCGGCUGUUCUCAGGCUGUGCGGCCCUGGUGGAGGUCGGCAGCUACGUGGAGGCCUGCCGGCAGGAUGUCUGCCGGUGCACCCACGCCCACCUGCCCUCCUGCCUCUGCCACACCCUGGCCGAGUACUCGAGGCAGUGCGCCCACGCGGGAGGGCAGCCGCAGGACUGGCGGGAUCCCGACCUCUGCCCCCGGACGUGCCCCCUCAACAUGCAGCACCAGGAGUGCGGCUCGCCCUGCGUGGACACCUGCUCCAACCCCCAGCGCUCCCAGACCUGCGAGGACCACUGUGUCGCUGGGUGUUUCUGCCCCAAGGGGCUGGUGCUCGAUGACAUCGGCCAGACUGGCUGUGUGCCGGUGUCGCAGUGUGCCUGCCUGUACAACGGGACUGCUUAUGCCCCGGGAGCCAACUACUCUUCAGACUGCACCACGUGUACCUGCUCUGGAGGCCGGUGGAGCUGCCGGGAGGUCCCCUGCCCAGGCACCUGCUCGGUGCUGGGCGGUUCCCACUUCUCCACGUUCGAUGAGAGGCAGUACACGGUGCACGGAGACUGCAGCUAUGUGCUGACCAAGCCCUGUGACAGUGGUGCCUUCACUGUGCUGGCUGAGCUGCGCAGGUGCGGGCUGACCGACAGUGAGACCUGCCUGAAGAGCGUGACGCUGAGCCUGGGUGGGGGGCAGACGGUUGUCGUGAUGAAGGCCAGUGGAGAGGUCUUUGUGAAUCAGAUCUACACCCAGCUGCCGGUCUCUGCAGCCAACGUCACCCUCUUCAGACCCUCAACCUUCUUCAUCAUCGCUCAGACCACCCUGGGCCUGCAGCUGGAUGUCCAGCUGGUGCCCACCAUGCAGGUGUUUGUGCGGCUGGCACCUGAGCUCCGGGGACUGACCUGCGGUCUCUGCGGGAACUUCAACAGCAUCCAGGCUGAUGACUUCCGGACCAUCAGUGGGGUGGUGGAGGGCACCGCUGCUGCUUUCUUCAACACCUUCAAGACACAGGCUGCCUGCCCCAAUGUUAAGAACAUCUUUGAGGACCCCUGCUCGCUCAGCGUGGAGAAUGAGAAGUAUGCCCAGUACUGGUGCUCACAGCUGACAAACUCCAACGGCCCUUUUUCCCAGUGCCACGCCACCGUGAACCCUGCUGCCUACUACUCGAACUGCAUGUUCGACACGUGCAACUGCGAGAGGAGCGAGGAUUGCAUGUGCGCGGCCCUGUCCUCCUACGUGCGAGCCUGUGCGGCCCGGGGCGUGCUGCUCAGCGGCUGGCGGGACGGCCUCUGCACAAAACCCACCACCACCUGCCCGAAGUCAAUGAGUUACCAUUACCACAUCAGCACCUGCCAGCCCACCUGCCGCUCCCUGAGCCAGGAGGAUGUCACCUGUCAGGUCAGCUUUGUCCCUGUGGAUGGCUGUGCCUGCCCCGAGGGCACCUUCCUGGAUGACGUGGGCAAGUGUGUGGCGGCAGCCAGCUGCCCCUGCUACCACAGAGGCUCCCUGGUCCCUAACGGCGAGUCUGUGCACGACAACGGGGCUGUCUGCACCUGCACAACGGGGUCCCUGACCUGCAUCGGAGGCCCUGCUCCCACCCCAGUGUGCGGAGCACCCAUGGUCUACUUCGACUGCCGGAACGCCACAGCGGGGGCCACCGGGGCUGGCUGCCAGAAGAGCUGCCACACGCUGGACAUGGCCUGUUACAGCCCUCAGUGCGUGCCUGGCUGUGUGUGCCCUGAUGGGCUGGUGGCAGAUGGCGAAGGUGGCUGCGUGGCCGUGGAAGACUGUCCCUGUGUGCACAACGAGGCCACGUACAGACGCGGGGAGACGAUCCGGGUGGGCUGCAACACCUGCACCUGUGAGAGCAGAAAGUGGCAGUGCACAGAUGAGCCCUGCCUGGCCACCUGCUCUGUGUACGGGGAUGGCCACUACCUCACCUUUGAUGGACAGCGCUACAGUUUUAGUGGAGACUGCGAGUAUACACUGGUGCAGGACCACUGCAGCGGGAACAGCAGUGCACAGGGCGCCUUCCGCGUGGUCACGGAGAAUGUCCCCUGCGGCACCACAGGGACCACCUGCUCCAAAGCCAUCAAGCUCUUCCUCGGGCGCUACGAGCUGAAGCUGAGCGACGGGAAGGUGGAGGUGGUUCAGAAGGAGGCGGGGCAGGAGAUGCCCUUCUCCAUCCGCCAGGUGGGUGUCUACCUGGUGGUGGAGACGGACGUUGGCCUGGUGCUACUAUGGGACAGAAGGACCAGCAUCUUCCUCAGGCUCGAUCCAGAGUUCAAGGGCAGGGUCUGCGGCCUGUGCGGGAACUUCGACGACAACACCAUCAACGACUUCACCACACGGAGUCAGUCUGUGGUGGGAGACGCCCUGGAGUUCGGCAACAGCUGGAAGUUCUCCCCGUCCUGCCCCGAUGCCCUGGUGCCCAAGGACCCCUGCACUGCCAACCCUUACCGCAAGUCCUGGGCCCAGAAGCAGUGCAGCAUCAUCAACAGCAAGACCUUCGCUGCCUGCCACGCCCAUGUGGAGCCCACCAAGUACUACGAGGCCUGCGUGAGCGACGCGUGUGCGUGCGACUCGGGGGGAGACUGCGAGUGUCUGUGCACCGCCGUGGCGGCCUACGCCCAGGCCUGCCACGACGUGGGCGUGUGCGUGUCCUGGAGGACGCCCGACGUCUGCCCGCUCUUCUGCGACUACUACAACGCGGAGGGCCAGUGCACGUGGCACUACCAGCCCUGUGGAGCCCCCUGCAUGCGCACCUGCAGGAACCCCAGCGGCCAGUGCCUGAACGGCCUUCGUGGCCUUGAAGGCUGUUACCCCCAGUGCUCAGCCGACACACCCAUCUUCGACGAGGACAAGAUGCAGUGUGUGGCCACGUGCCCCACCCCGCCACCACCGCCACCCAUCUGCCGUGUCCACGGGAAGUCGUACCGGCUGGGCACUGCGGUGCCCUCUGGCCAGAACUGUCACUCCUGCGUCUGCACGGAGCGCGGCGUGCACUGCGUCCACGACCCCCAGGCCUGUGUCUGCACCUACGGCGGGAGCCGCUUCCGUCCGGGGGACGUGAUCUACCACAUGGCCGACGGCACGGGCGGCUGCAUCACUGCCCGCUGUGGGGCCGAGGGCACCAUUGAGAGGAAGACCUACGCGUGCAGCCCCACCACCCCCGGGCCCACAACCACCUUCUCCUUCUCCACGGCGCCGCCCGCUGUGAGCUCAAGGCAAACCGUCGGCACAGGGCCCAGCCCCACCGAGAGCACGGCAAGCACGGAGCCCCCGAGCACCGCCUCCUCCUCCAGGGAGAUGCCGGGCACCACCUCUGUGCAGACCAGCCCGGGCUGCGAGGACCAAUGCCUGUGGUCCCCGUGGCUGGACGUCAGCCGUCCAGGGCUGGGGCUCGACAGUGGUGACUUCGAGACGCUGGAGAACCUCCGGGCGCACGGGUUCCGGGUCUGCCCGGCGCCCAGGGCCGUGCAGUGCCGGGCCGAGGGCGCGCCCGAGGAGCGACCCCUGGCCCCGGGCCAGCGCGUGGACUGCAGCCCCGCCGUGGGGCUAAGCUGCCGCAACAGGGACCAGGCGUCGGGGCUCUGCCACAACUACCAGGUGAGGAUCCUGUGCUGCAGCCCCGCGCCCUGCUCCAGCUCCAGCAGCCCCGAACCGACCCUCAGCACCGCCUCCAGCCCAUGCUCCUGUGCCUGCCCCGGACACCCCUGCACCUGCCCCGGACAACUCCACACCUGCUCCACGCACCCCUACACCUGCCCCGGGCACCUCCACACCUGCUCCACACACCCCUACACCUGCCCCGGGCACCUCCACACCUGCCCCGGACAACUCCACACCUGCUCCACGCACCCCUACACCUGCCCCGGGCACCUCCACACCUGCCCCCGGCACCCCUACACCUGCCCCCGGCAUCCCUACACCUGCCCCCGGCACCCCUACACCUGCCCCCGGCACCCCUACACCUGCCCCACGCACCUCCACACCUGCCCCACGCACCCCUUCACCUGCCCAAACAACUCUUCCCACCACUAGCAUAAUGCACGUGUCAACCACUUCACCACAGCGCACACCCACAGCCUGACCUCCCCUGGAGGCCCCUGCCGGCAGGAGUUGUGUGAAUGGACCGAAUGGAUGGACGGCAGCUAUCCCAGGCCAGACAGGAACAGUGGUGAUUUCGACACCUUUGAAAACCUGCGGUCCCAGGGAUUCCAGUUCUGUGAGCGCCCUCAGCAGGUGGAAUGCAGGGCACAGUUUUUCCCCAACACACCGCUGGCUGAGCUGGGCCAGGACGUGACCUGCAGCCUGGAGCAGGGGCUGAUCUGCCUGAACAAAAACCAGCUCCCGCCCAUCUGCUACAACUACGAGAUCCGGGUGAAGUGCUGCCGCACCGUGGAUCAGUGUGCUACCAGCAUGCGGGCCCACACCGAGGCCAGCCCACGCUACACCAGCCCCCAGACGCCAGCCACCGGCUGGACUGCCAGCAGACACUCGUCAGCAGACACCUCAGCACCUGUAUCCAGAACCGGAAACCCCACUGGCAGAACUCAAACCAGCACUGCACCUGUAACCACUAAUUGCCAGCCACAGUGCAACUGGACCAAGUGGUUCAACGUGGACUCCCCCGUCCCCGGGCCGCACGGAGGGGACGUGGAAACCUACAGCCGCAUCCUCAGGGCGGGAGAGCAGAUCUGCGGUCGCCCCGAGGAGAUCACUCGGCUGCAGUGCCGGGCUGAGAGCCGCCCGGAAGCAAGCCUGGAGAGCCUGGGCCAGGUGGUGCGGUGCGACCCCGACGUGGGCCUGCUGUGCCGGAACCAGGACCAGCCGGGGACCCUGGGAAUGUGCCUGGACUACUCGGUGCGGGUGCUGUGCUGCCGGCAGCCCGAGGGCUGCCCUACCACCACCUCUGUCACCCGACCCAGGGCCUCCACUGAGAGUGUGACUCCUACGCACACAGUCAGCACCUCCUCCAGACCCCAGACCAGCUCCUCCUCUGCGCACACAGUCAGCUCCUCCUCCAGACCCCAGACCAGCUCCUCCUCUGCGCACACAGUCAGCACCUCCUCCAGACCCCAGACCAGCUCCUCCUCUGCGCACACAGUCAGUGUCUCCUCCAGACCCCAGACCAGCUCCUCCUCUGCACACACAGUCAGCUCCUCCUCCAGACCCCAGACCAGCUCCACCUCUGCGCACACAGUCAGUGUCUCCUCCAGACCCCAGACCAGCUCCACCUCUGCGCACACAGUCAGCACCUCCUCCAGACCCCAGACCAGCUCCUCCUCUGCGCACACAGUCAGCACCUCCUCCAGACCCCAGACCAGCUCCACCUCUGCGUACACAGUCAGCACCUCCUCCAGACCCCAGACCAGCUCCACCUCUGCGUACACAGUCAGCACCUCCUCCAGACCCCAGACCAGCUCCUCCUCUGCGCACACAGUCAGCACCUCCUCCAGACCCCAGACCAGCUCCUCCUCUACGCACACAGUCAGCACCUCCUCCAGACCCCAGACCAGCUCCUCCUCUACGCACACAGUCAGCACCUCCUCCAGACCCCAGACCAGCUCCACCUCUGCACACACAGUCAGCACCUCCUCCAGACCCCAGACCAGCUCCACCUCUGCGCACACAGUCAGUGUCUCCUCCAGACCCCAGACCAGCUCCUCCUCUGCGCACACAGUCAGCUCCUCCUCCAGACCCCAGACCAGCUCCACCUCUGCGCACACAGUCAGCACCUCCUCCAGACCCCAGACCAGCUCCACCUCUGCGCACACAGUCAGCACCUCCUCCAGACCCCAGACCAGCUCCACCUCUGCGCACACAGUCAGUGUCUCCUCCAGACCCCAGACCAGCUCCACCUCUGUGCACACAGUCAGUGUCUCCUCCAGACCCCAGACCAGCUCCUCCUCUGCGCACACAGUCAGUGUCUCCUCCAGACCCCAGACCAGCUCCACCUCUGCGCACACAGUCAGUGUCUCCUCCAGACCCCAGACCAGCUCCUCCUCUGCGCACACAGUCAGUGUCUCCUCCAGACCCCAGACCAGCUCCUCCUCUGCGCACACAGUCAGCACCUCCUCCAGACCCCAGACCAGCUCCUCCUCUACGCACACAGUCAGUGUCUCCUCCAGACCCCAGACCAGCUCCACCUCUACGCACACAGUCAGCACCUCCUCCAGACCCCAGACCAGCUCCUCCUCUGCGCACACAGUCAGUGUCUCCUCCAGACCCCAGACCAGCUCCUCCUCUGCGCACACAGUCAGUGUCUCCUCUGCGCACACAGUCAGCUCCUCCUCUGCGCACACAGUCAGCUCCUCCUCUGUGCACACAGUCAGCUCCUCCUCUGCGCACACAGUCAGUGUCUCCCCUGCGCACACAGUCAGCACCUCCUCUCAAAGGCACAGCACCACUUCUGCAUCUACAGCCAGCACAAGACCUGUGUCUACACCGCCAGCAAGCCAGUCCUCCGCCGUGCCCCCUGAGUGCCAGCCACAGUGCAACUGGACCAAGUGGUUCAACGUGGACUCCCCCGUCCCCGGGCCGCACGGAGGGGACGUGGAAACCUACAGCCGCAUCCUCAGGGCGGGAGAGCAGAUCUGCGGUCGCCCCGAGGAGAUCACUCGGCUGCAGUGCCGGGCUGAGAGCCGCCCGGAAGCAAGCCUGGAGAGCCUGGGCCAGGUGGUGCGGUGCGACCCUGACGUGGGCCUGCUGUGCCGGAACCAGGACCAGCCGGGGACCCUGGGAAUGUGCCUGGACUACUCGGUGCGGGUGCUGUGCUGCCGGCAGCCCGAGGGCUGCCCUACCACCACCUCUGUCACCCCACCCAGGGCCUCCACUGAGAGUGUGACUCCUAUGCACACAGUCAGCACCUCCUCCAGACCCCAGACCAGCUCCUCCUCUGCGCACACAGUCAGCUCCUCCUCCAGACCCCAGGCCAGCUCCUCCUCUGCGCACACAGUCAGCACCUCCUCCAGACCCCAGACCAGCUCCUCCUCUGCGCACACAGUCAGCACCUCCUCCAGACCCCAGACCAGCUCCUCCUCUGCGCACACAGUCAGUGUCUCCUCCAGACCCCAGACCAGCUCCUCCUCUGCGCACACAGUCAGCUCCUCCUCCAGACCCCAGACCAGCUCCACCUCUGCGUACACAGUCAGUGUCUCCUCCAGACCCCAGACCAGCUCCUCCUCUGCGCACACAGUCAGUGUCUCCUCCAGACCCCAGACCAGCUCCUCCUCUGCGCACACAGUCAGUGUCUCCUCCAGACCCCAGACCAGCUCCUCCUCUGCGCACACAGUCAGCUCCUCCUCCAGACCCCAGACCAGCUCCACCUCUGCGUACACAGUCAGUGUCUCCUCCAGACCCCAGACCAGCUCCUCCUCUGCGCACACAGUCAGUGUCUCCUCCAGACCCCAGACCAGCUCCUCCUCUGCGCACACAGUCAGUGUCUCCUCCAGACCCCAGACCAGCUCCUCCUCUGCGCACACAGUCAGUGUCUCCUCUGCGCACACAGUCAGCUCCUCCUCUGCGCACACAGUCAGUGUCUCCCCUGCGCACACAGUCAGCACCUCCUCUCAAAGGCACAGCACCACUUCUGCAUCUACAGCCAGCACAAGACCUGUGUCUACACCGCCAGCAAGCAAGUCCUCCGCCGUGCCCCCUGAGUGCCAGCCACAGUGCAACUGGACCAAGUGGUUCAAUGUGGACUCCCCCGUCCCCGGGCCGCACGGAGGGGACGUGGAAACCUACAGCCGCAUCCUCAGGGCGGGAGAGCAGAUCUGCGGUCGCCCCGAGGAGAUCACUCAGCUGCAGUGCCGGGCCGAGAGCCGCCCGGAAGCGAGCCUGGAGAGCCUGGGCCAGGUGGUGCGGUGCGACCCCGACGUGGGCCUGCUGUGCCGGAACCAGGACCAGCCGGGGACCCUGGGAAUGUGCCUGGACUACGCGGUGCGGGUGCUGUGCUGCCGGCAGCCCGAGGGCUGCGGUGUGACUCCGACGGUGCCUCACACGAUCUCCACCGCCUCCGCCUGGUCUCCUCCACCCUCCCCGUCAGCUCGCUCCUCGCCUUGGACGUCUGGCUCCCUGUCAGUCUCCGCUCCCAAAUGCUUCUGCAAUGUACACAACCACCUGUAUGCAGCAGGGUCUACUGUAUACCUCCAGAGAGACCUCGAGGGCCAUUGCUACCACGCCACGUGCAGCCAGGACUGCCUGGUCAUCCGGGGUGUGGACCAGGACUGUCCCUCCACCGUACAGCCCCCCACGCCCACUUUGUCUCCCUCCCCAUCAUCGCCCUCUCCGCCAUCCACCUCUCCCUCGGGCUCCCCGCCUGCCCACUGGUGCCACAAUGUGAUUCCUCCAAGAAAGAAAGGGGAGACGUGGGCCAUGGCCAACUGCUCCCAGGCCACCUGUGAGGAGGACCACAGCGUCUCCCUGAGCCCCCGCACCUGCCCGGAGAUAGAAGUACCGGCGUGUGCCAAUGGCUACCCGGCCUUGAAGGUGGACGAUGAGGACGGCUGUUGCCAGCACUACCAGUGCCAGUGUGUGUGCAGCGGCUGGGGAGACCCCCAUUACAUCACGUUCGACGGGACGUACUACACCUUCCUGGACAACUGCACCUACGUGCUGCUGCAGCAGAUUGUACCCGUGUUUGGCCACCUGCGGGUCUUGGUCGACAACUACUUCUGCGACCCCAAGGACCAGGUGUCCUGCCCGCAGUCCAUCAUCGUGGAGUACCACCAGGACCGUGUGGUGCUCACGCGCAGGCCGGUGGGCGGGGUCAUGACCAACCAGAUCCUUUUCAACGACGAGGUGGUCAGCCCCGGCUUCCAGAGGAACGGCAUCGCCGUCUCUCGCGUGGGCAUCAAGAUGUACGUGACCAUCCGCGAGAUCGGGGUCCAGGUCAUGUUCUCCGGCCUCAUCUUCUCAGUGGAGGUGCCGUUCCACACGUUCGCCAACAACACCGAGGGCCAGUGUGGCACCUGCAGCAAUAACCAGAGGGAUGACUGCCGACUCCCCAGGGGCGCCGUGGCCGGCUCCUGCGCCCAGAUGGCCGGCCACUGGAAGGUGCACAUCCCCGGCCAGCCCUCCUGCUCCGGGCCUCCGCCCCCGCCCAGCUCCGUGGUGCCCACGCCCCCACUGGCCUGGUGCCCACCCUCGCCGCUCUGCCAGCUGAUCCUGGGCGACGUCUUCCAGCCCUGCCACGCCACCGUGCCCCCGCAGCCAUUCUUCCAAGGCUGCGCCUUCGACCACUGCUACAGCACGGACAUCCAGGUGCAGUGCUCCAGCCUGGAGCUCUACGCGUCCCUCUGCGCCUCCUUCGGCGUGUGCAUCGACUGGAGGAGCCGCACCAACGGCUCGUGUCAGUUCUCCUGCCCUGCCGACAAGGUGUACCAGCCCUGCGGUCCAUCCCGCGUCCGCUACUGCUACGGAAAUGACAGCACCAGCAUCUGGGCGCUCCCCGAGGCUGGCCCCUUCACCGAAGGCUGCUUCUGCCCUGACACCAUGACGCUGUUCAGCAACGAGUUCCCUGUCUGUGUGUCCUCCGAGUGCCCUGUGUGUCUGGGGCCCCGCGGGGAGCCGGUGGAGCCGGGCCGCACGGUCAGCGCCGACUGCCAGGAGUGCACCUGUGACCCCGCCACGCUGGCCCUGAGCUGCCGCAGGACGCCGUGCGCCCUGCCCCCCGUGUGCCGAGCGCCGGGCUUUGUGUUGGUGCCCGCGGCCCUGGAGGCUGGCCAGUGCUGCCAAGAGUUCAGCUGCGCCUGCAACUCCAGCUACUGCCCCGAACCCCUGGACUGCCCUGAGGGCUCCAUCCGGGUCGUGACCUACGAGGAAGACGCCUGCUGCCCCAGCCAAAACUGCAGCUGGCAAGUCUGCAAUGUCAACGGGACCCUCUACAAGCCGGGCGCCAUCAUCCACUCCAGCCUCUGUGAGACGUGCAGGUGUGAGGCGCCCAGCGACUCUCCCGUGGACACUCUGGUGGUCAGCUGCGAGACGCAGCACUGCGACACCCACUGCCCCCUGGGCUUUGAGUACCGGGCCCACAGCGGGCAGUGCUGCGGGUUGUGUGUGCAGAAAUACUGCGUCGUAGUGAAUUCCAGCAGUGACGAUGCCCACCUGGUCCACGCUGGCGAGACCUGGACGGAGCCCGGGAACAGCUGCGUGACUCACCACUGCGAGCGGCGCGGGGACCGGCUGGAGGUGGUAACGAAGGUGGUGUGCUCCGCCAACUGUUCCCAGGACCAGGACGGCCAGGAGAGCCACACCUGCCCACAGAUAAACAGCGGGUCUAGCUGCAUGGUGCACCACAGGGACGAGACCGUGGAGCAGGACGGCUGCCGUGGCUCCGUGCGCGCCUCCUACUGCCAGGGGCACUGCGGGGAGUCCACGUCCAAGUACUCCCUGGAGGCCAACACGGUGGAGCGCAGAUGCCGGUGCUGCCAGGAACUCCGCACCUCCCAGAGCAACGUGACCCUGCGCUGCCCGGACGGCUCCAGCCGGGUCUUCAGCUACACCCAGGUGGACGAGUGCACCUGCCUCCAACAGCAGUGCCAAGGGCCGGGUGGCACCAGCCGCUCAGCCCCGUCAGCGUCGGAGCUCCAGUCUGAGGAGAGCGGGGAGCGCGAGGAGCGGGGAGAGGGGCCCAGGCCUCCCCCGUAA